GGAGGGGGCACUCGCUGGACGCUGGCUGCAGAGAAGAUCGAGAAGAACCGUGAGAGGAGUCAUAGCCUUCGCGCACGACAUUUACGUGCAGAUUCUACGUCCCGCAAGUGUUUAUUCGCACGAGAGAAAAUAUCUGGGCCAUUGUCAUGAACGCGUCACUUUGCCUAGUUUUGUGCUCGAUUCUGGUGAUCGGAGAAAUAGCAGCUCAGGGAUCGUAUAAAUCAGGCAAUUGCCCCAUGAGAAAUACCGUUUCCUCGUGCACUCCAAGAUGCAUGAAUGAUUACGACUGCAGCUUCGACAAAAAAUGCUGUCCCAACAAGUGUGGAAGCAUGUCCUGCGCCCAGUCUAGCGCGGUUAAUACCGGUAACGACGGAGGGUACAAGGGAUCGUCUGGAUCUGUUUAUUGUGGUGGAGUGAAAUGCGGUCCGUACGAAAAAUGUGUCUUCGACAGAUCGACGAAACGCGAUAAAUGCGCUCGAACUUGAACGUUGGGUUCUCUAACCGGUCGAUAUAUUUUGAAACAUUCCCGGUAACACAUUCUCGUAUUGUCACAAACGCAAUUGUUUUCGUAAUUGUCAAGUAUAUGCAAGGGCAUUAAACGUGCAAACUUCAACGAA
This is a messenger RNA of Venturia canescens, 617 nucleotides long. Its product is annotated as waprin-Phi2. The transcript has 4 exons. NCBI's taxonomy places the organism in Eukaryota, Metazoa, Arthropoda, Insecta, Hymenoptera, Ichneumonidae. Gene Ontology annotation, cellular component: extracellular region. Bases 147 to 485 code for a protein of 112 amino acids. The record is from RefSeq and is a predicted model, not a curated record. Gene Ontology annotation, molecular function: peptidase inhibitor activity.